Messenger RNA from Cydia pomonella (codling moth), 1302 nucleotides. RefSeq lists its product as uncharacterized. Gene Ontology annotation, biological process: ATP synthesis coupled electron transport. The coding region runs from base 777 to 1232 and encodes 151 amino acids. The record is from RefSeq and is a predicted model, not a curated record. The transcript has 2 exons. Gene Ontology annotation, cellular component: mitochondrial inner membrane. Lineage: Eukaryota; Metazoa; Arthropoda; Insecta; Lepidoptera; Tortricidae.
CAAUACCAUAGACAUACAAUAUAAUACAAUACCUAGAAUACUUGAAAAAAAAAAUCUAAUCAUAGACAGCGUACUUCACUCCGUCAAUAACGCUACUCUGGAGAGAUUUGGAACUAUUAUUUAUAGCUGACAGCUGGACACUUUUGCAACAAUUCUGCCUAAGGAGUUUCUGUUCCUUGCCUCUACCUUCUAUAAUUCAUGCCUUUAAAUUGUAUUGCCACUACCUUCCGUAAAUUGUACCAAUUAGAUAGGGUGAUGUAGUUUGCACAAUCGGUAGUCAACUUUACGCAAAAGUAGGUUAUCGGAUCUCAUUAAUAUAAAUCAAAGAGCAUAUAAUCACUACGUUUUAAUAGAGAUCGCCGUCAUCUUUACUAAUGUUAACUAGUGUCGCCCCCCUGAUGUAAACUCCUUACUUGCCGUGUAUUCAUUUGCUUAGAGCAUCUUAGAGGUUGUAUUUUUAGCCCUGAGAAUCCUUGAAUUUAACCUCUUUUUCAGAUCAGAUGAGAGAUUCAGAACAAAUAUGGAACAAAUCAAAUUGUUUUAUCAAAUAUUUGGAAUUAUCUUAAUUUAGUGUUAAAACUGUUAAAUAAAUACUUUUUGGAUCGAAGCUUUUAACUCUCGACUUGCUCUCUCCCGACCUACUUGACUGUCCAACUCAAGUCAAAUUAUUGUCAAACUUUCAAAAUAUUAAUUUGCCUAAUCAAAUACGAGUGUCUACUUUAUUCAUCGACAUACAUGGUAUAAUUAAAAUAUAUUAUCAAAUAUAAAACGGAGAUAUGUCAAAAGUAAAAUGGGAUUUUCGAGAUAUUUCUUGGUUACUACGAAAGUUUCGUCAGUUUCUAUUAGGAAGAAAACACGACAUUCCUAAUCUCCACAUUCGCUUCCCACCUCGGUUAUCCCCAAGGUCCAUCCCAACUCCCAGCAUUCCUCGUGGACCGGAAUUCAUUAAUAAAUACUAUGAUCAGUGGUAUAUGGACAGGAGCGCUAAAGAUGGAGUUAAGCCUCCAAUUGUGGGACCUUUAGGUGAGGGUCCCGCAUACCCGUUGGACUGUACGAAGACACCUCAGAUUAGCAGCAUAAAACCAACCGAGGUGAAGUUCGCCUGCCCCCCGACCCCUGGCACGCCAUGGUGGUGGGACGGCCACUUCUACUACGAGUGUAAACCCGAGAAGCCGAAACCCAAGAAGCCCGUCAAAUGUGAUCCUCCACCCGACCAGUGUGCUAAGUGUUAACGAUUAGGUACGAUUUAUUAUUGUUGUUAUUAUAGUACCUAUCAAGUAUACUAAUAAAGUUAUAAUUUCU